AUGGAUGUGUCUGCUUAUGACCUUGUCUCUGCUCUUGCGACUACCGGCCAGGAAUCAUUGUCCGCCGUUUCGGAAAACGUGCCUGCUGUUAUUCAACCGGUUGUGGGUGCUGUUGUGUCGGAGACAGUCUCUGACUCCGUGCCGCAGUCGGUAACUGAUGUUGUUUCGCGCCCUAUUUCGGACUCUGUUGCACCUACCGUGUCGCCGUCGGCACCCUCUCCUUCUGUGCCUGCGCCCGUCGUUGUAACCUCUGACGUUUCUGAGCCUAUUCCUGUUGCGGAAUCACGCGAUGUUUUUGUGGAACCAAAACCGCAACGGGAUGAAGCUCGUUCUCGGAGUUCCAGUAGGCAACGCUUCCUCAUUGCCAGUAGCUCCCCUUCUUACGACGGGGAUUUAACGCGAGGUGACCGUAGUCCGUCCCCGGUAGGGCGCUCCCCCGCCUCUUCUUGGGCGUCGCAACGCCGUGCCGCGCGGCGCGUCCUCGACGUGGAGCUACGGCCGCCUCAGGCUUCCGGCUCCGGGCGUCAGCUGCCGCGUACACGACAACAACAACAACAACAACAACACCCGCAACAACAACAACACCCGCAGCGUGCCUCCUCACGCCACGCAUUGUCAGCUGAUCUGAGUGUUGCAGCGCAGCAACGUGACGUUGCUGUGGUGGUGUCGCGGGUUGGUCGGCAAGAUUCCCAACAGCGUGUCGCGCGUCGGGACCUAGACCCCGAGCGGCGGCCGUCUCAGGGUUCCGGCUCCGGGCGUCACACACAGCAAUCACAACAACAACAACAAAAACAACAACAACGUGCCGCUUCUCGCCAUCCGCUGCCUGCCGAUCUCAACGUUGCCGAUCAGAAGCGUGAUGUCGCUGUUCGACAUUUACGAACCGUUUUAAGUCAGCAGCCCGCUGGUGGCGAUUCCGUUGUGACGGCCGACCCGGCUUUCGCUGUGGCGGCGCCGCAAUUGCCGACGAAACGGAAGGCUGAAGACACCCACCAGCGUCGUGUUUGUCCUUCUGCCCCCGAGCGAGUGCCGGUUUCUUCUUCCGACGUGGAGAUGCCCGUCGUUGAUCCUUUGUCGGUAGCCUCCGGUGGCACAGAUUCUGGGACCGCGUCCACCCCCACUCUCGUGUACCCCACUGAGUGGGCGGCGGAUGUGGAAGGUGGUGAGGAGACUUAG
Molecule: messenger RNA, 1176 nt
Organism: Schistocerca piceifrons (Central American locust)
Lineage: Eukaryota; Metazoa; Arthropoda; Insecta; Orthoptera; Acrididae
Exons: 2
Coding region: 1-1176 (391 amino acids)
Source: RefSeq, a predicted model, not a curated record